AUAUCUAGUACAGAUUUUAACAAAAGAAACAUUGGACCCUUUACUGAUAUUGCACUGGUUUGCAAAGAUGUUUCCGCAAAGAAAAUCCAAUCACUGCUGUGCCUGUAUGCCUGAGGUCCAGAAGGAAGAGAAGGAAGUACAGACUGAUAGUACUGAGCAUUUGAAUGUGGAGGAAAGAGGUGUUGUCUUGGCUUCUGGUGCGUUUCUGCAAACCUUCCUUACAAGUCUUCAGUCUGAGCUGGCAGAGCUGAGAUCCACUGUGAGCUCUUUGAAGGACAGACUGAAGAUCACUGAGGAACAGCUGGAGCAGUUCAAGAGAAAUGAGAAAUAUAAAGUGGCAUUUGCUGCCACACUUGGAGUUCCAGAAAAUACCGGUCCAUUCAACACUGACGUCACACUGGUAUACAAAAAUGUCCUUGUGAACACUGAUAAAGUUUACAACCCAACCACUGGCAUCUUCACAGCCCCUGUUAAAGGUGUCUAUUUCUUCAGUUUCCAUGGGAUACACCAAACAUCCAAGGGUAUGUGUCUGUAUCUGUAUCAAAAUGGACAGCAGAUGGUUGCUACAAUCAAUUAUGCUUUUGGUGAAAGAUUUGAAGCAGCCUCUAAUUCAACCAUUUUGACUCUGGAAGAAGGAGAUCAUGUCUAUGUGCGUCUCAGGGAAAAUACAUGGGUAUAUGAAAAUAUACAUAACUAUCUUACAUUCUCUGGCCAUUUACUUUUUCCUCUUUGA
Labeo rohita (rohu) is the source of this 733-nucleotide messenger RNA. Its product is annotated as complement C1q tumor necrosis factor-related protein 6. The record is from RefSeq and is a predicted model, not a curated record. Lineage: Eukaryota; Metazoa; Chordata; Actinopteri; Cypriniformes; Cyprinidae. Gene Ontology annotation, molecular function: protein binding. The coding region runs from base 68 to 733 and encodes 221 amino acids. The transcript has 4 exons.